Microthlaspi erraticum is the source of this 1083-nucleotide messenger RNA. NCBI's taxonomy places the organism in Eukaryota, Viridiplantae, Streptophyta, Magnoliopsida, Brassicales, Brassicaceae. The record is from the annotation of a GenBank genome assembly.
AUGUUGUGCGGAGGCUCUGGUGCCUCCGUGCAUUUGUGGGACCAUCGUCAUCCUUUUACGCUUGGAUUUGGAUUUAAUGGUGCUCAGCGAUAUUCAUUCGUGCUCAGACCUUCUUUGGCUAGAUUACAACAGCGGAUGAAGUCUUCUUCGUCUAGGUCUCACUGCAAAACUCCAGGCCAAACCCCUGUUCCUCACGAUUGUUUCAGACAGGGAGAAGCUGAUCCUGAGCUUCCAGUUGAAGGUCUUUCGCCAGUUGCAGGAGGCAUUGUGGCUUUAGGGAAGUUUGAUGCGCUGCAUAUAGGCCAUAGAGAGCUUGCCAUUCAAGCUGCAAGAAUCGGUACGCCAUAUCUACUGUCAUUUGUUGGAAUGGCUGAAGUACUCGGCUGGAAACCUAGAGCACCAAUAGUAGCCAAAUGUGAUCGAAAACGUGUGCUUUCCUCUUGGUCCUCGUGUUGUGGGAACGUGGCACCAGUAGAGUUUGAGAUAGAAUUUGGCAGCGUUCGACAUCUCAACCCACAACAGUUUGUGGAGAAACUGUCAAGAGAGCUCAGAGUCUCCGGAGUUGUGGCAGGCGAAAAUUACCGGUUUGGAUAUAAAGCUUCUGGCGACUCCUCUGAGCUUGUGAGGUUAUGCGAAGAGUAUGGUCUCAGUGCUUACAUCAUCCACUCUGUGAUGGAUAAGAACCAAGUCUGUGGAACCGGAGAGAUACAGGAGGACUCAAAGUCAAAAGAAAGAGGACAAGUGUCGUCCACAAGAGUCCGUCAUGCUCUUGCUGCAGGAGAUGUGAGCUAUGUAAGAGAGCUUCUGGGGAGACCACACAGGCUUAUCUCAAGAGUGAGAGUUCAAGACAUAACGAGCAAAGGAAGGAGGAUCUCGCUUGAGACAUCGUCGCUGCUGAAUUUACCACCAGGGAAUGGAGUUUACAAAGCAUGUUCGCUUAUAGUUGGUGAUGAUGAGGAUCAUCCAGUUUCGUGUAAGGUUGUUGUGGAUUCUUUGAAUCUCCAUAUAGAAACAGAGGAAGUGCGUUUCCGUAACUCGGAUGGGUCUCAAGAGUUUUUGCUCUUAGGCGUUGAGUUCGGUUGA